GGGAGAAAGCCAAGCAUUAGAUUAGAAGACACAGUCAAGCUGACGUGCCUGGGACCCUCUUCUCCAUUUCCUUCUGGGUUCCCCCUUUGAGACACCCCUCCCUAGCGGCAUCCCUCAACCUCUGAAAUUGUUUCACAAGGACACUGUCAGAAGGAGAAGCUUUUUCUUCUGGAGUUAGGGUAGGUUAAGGCCUCUGAAUUCACCCUCCAGGGAUCCCCACUCCCACUCUAUCCCUUCCUCUGACAGGGACUCACCGAGGGCAGUUGUGUUAGGACAGAACUGAUUCUGGGGGAGGAGACCUGAGGCCCAGAAUGGCUAGAAGGUCAAAACUGGGAAAGAAAAACCAUGUCGAGGUAGGACUUCUGGUAUUCCAGUACUGAAGUGCCCUGGGCAGACUAAGGCUGACCAAGAGAUGACAUCAGUUGCCAAGGUCUAUUACAGCCAGACCACGCAGACAGAGAGCCGGCCCCUAGUGGCCCCGGGAAUACGUCGGAGGAGGGUCCUGACGAAAGAUGGCCGGAGCAACGUGAGAAUGGAGCAUAUUGCUGACAAGCGUUUCCUCUACCUCAAGGAUCUGUGGACGACCUUCAUUGACAUGCAGUGGCGCUACAAGCUUCUGCUCUUCUCGGCAACCUUUGCAGGCACUUGGUUCCUCUUUGGCGUGGUGUGGUAUCUGGUCGCUGUGGCCCACGGGGACCUGUUGGAGCUGGGACCUCCUGCCAACCACACGCCCUGUGUGGUGCAGGUGCACACACUUACUGGGGCCUUCCUCUUCUCCCUCGAAUCCCAGACCACCAUUGGCUAUGGCUUCCGCUACAUCAGCGAGGAAUGCCCUCUGGCCAUUGUGCUUCUCAUUGCUCAGCUUGUGCUCACCACCAUUCUGGAAAUCUUCAUCACCGGAACCUUCCUUGCAAAGAUUGCCCGGCCUAAGAAGAGGGCUGAGACGAUCCGUUUCAGCCAGCAUGCGGUUGUGGCUUACCACAACGGGAAGCUUUGCCUCAUGAUCCGGGUGGCCAACAUGCGUAAGAGUCUCCUCAUUGGGUGCCAGGUGACAGGCAAACUGCUUCAAACCCACCAGACAAAGGAGGGUGAGAAUAUUCGGCUCAACCAGGUCAAUGUGACUUUCCAAGUAGACACAGCCUCUGAUAGCCCCUUUCUCAUUCUACCCCUGACUUUCUACCAUGUGGUAGAUGAGACCAGCCCCUUGAAAGAUCUCCCCCUCCGCAGCGGGGAGGGUGACUUCGAGCUCGUGCUGAUCCUAAGUGGGACGGUGGAGUCCACCAGCGCCACCUGUCAAGUUCGCACUUCCUACCUACCGGAGGAGAUCCUCUGGGGCUACGAGUUCACGCCUGCUAUCUCGCUGUCAGCCAGUGGCAAAUACGUGGCUGACUUCAGCCUUUUUGACCAGGUUGUGAAAGUGGCGUCCCCCGGUGGUCUCCGAGAUAGCACCGUACGUUAUGGAGACCCAGAAAAGCUCAAGUUGGAGGAGUCAUUAAGAGAGCAAGCGGAAAAGGAAGGCAGUGCCCUUAGUGUGCGCAUCAGUAACGUCUGACAUCCUCUUCUCUCCUCCUCAGCCCUCUGGCCUUUUCCUCUCCCAGUGGCCUGGGAAAAGGAUACUGUCUGGGUUCGCUGGAGAGCCCUGGAAGUACCCACCCUCUACUUUCCCUUCACCCGGUGGCCUACGAGCAGUCUAGGCCUGCUGGAGUCCUACUCUUUCCUCUCACUGUCCCCUUGUGCCUUCCUCUACUACUACACCAAUGUACAUGAGUCUUAGCCGGGUUGGGGCAAGGAGAGGGAAGAUUAGGCUGACGUGGCUUGAAAGGCCUCAGCCAUGCUUGGAGAUUCACAUUCAGAGGACCUUGUGAUUGGAUGGAUAGACUCCCCCCAAACGCCCACUAGAAUGUUUGAUGAUUUGAGACUGUGGCUCCAUCCUCUGUGGCAUCUAGCAAGUUCCCUAAGGCAAAACUCUCUCAGAGAGUCAAUCUGUGGUCUCCUCUCAGAAGUACAGGGAUCUGAAAUCAGUGUUCUCUGGGCUCUCUACCAAAUCCUGAAGAAGCCAGAGUUUGUCAUAGUGUUUCAGUUUCAGCUGGUAACUCCUGACAGAGCCUGGACUCUUGGUCACCACCUAAUUUUCCCUCUCCUGUUCUCAAGUGGAUCUUCUCAGGACGACCAGUCUCUCUCAGCUUCUGUUCCCACAGAACUGGGGUUGACCUGAGGAACACAAACAGCCACCAUUUUCCUGCACCUAUCCUGGAUGCUGAGAAAUUCAAUUUUGGAAGUAUUGUUUAAAACUCUAGCCCUGUUCUUCAGGCAGCCCUGUCCUGGAAAGAUUUGUUUAACUAUUUCCCAGGAAUGGGAAGACCUUAGCCAAUGCGCGUUCUCUCUCUCUCUCUCUCUCUCUCUCUCUCUCUCUCUCUCUCUCUCUCUCUCUCUCUCUCCUUCCUCCCUUCCUUCCUCCCUCC
Rattus rattus (black rat) is the source of this 2462-nucleotide messenger RNA. It is a transcript of the gene Kcnj10, whose product is annotated as potassium inwardly rectifying channel subfamily J member 10. NCBI's taxonomy places the organism in Eukaryota, Metazoa, Chordata, Mammalia, Rodentia, Muridae. Gene Ontology annotation, molecular function: inward rectifier potassium channel activity. Bases 413 to 1552 code for a protein of 379 amino acids. Gene Ontology annotation, cellular component: plasma membrane. Gene Ontology annotation, biological process: potassium ion import across plasma membrane; regulation of monoatomic ion transmembrane transport. The record is from RefSeq and is a predicted model, not a curated record. The transcript has 2 exons.